AUGGAUAAAGUUGAUUUAUUUAAUUUUUAGGAAUCUCUAUACUCACUUGAAGAAUAAUUGAAAAAUUAAAAUGAUAAAAAAAAGAAAAUUAAAGUUGAAAUUUUUAUAUGUGAAGGUGUUUAUAAAUAAUUAAGAGGCUAUUAAAAGUUAAAGCAAUAAAAUAUUCAAAAUUAUUUCAUCAUUCCAAUUUCAUUGAAAUAAGCCAAUCUAAAUAGAUUAACUGAAUUAAAUUAAUAAUCAAUUUGA
Messenger RNA from Paramecium pentaurelia, 246 nucleotides. The record is from the annotation of a GenBank genome assembly. Lineage: Eukaryota; Ciliophora; Oligohymenophorea; Peniculida; Parameciidae.